Messenger RNA from Scleropages formosus (Asian bonytongue), 1194 nucleotides. Its product is annotated as succinate receptor 1-like. Lineage: Eukaryota; Metazoa; Chordata; Actinopteri; Osteoglossiformes; Osteoglossidae. The record is from RefSeq and is a predicted model, not a curated record. Bases 1 to 1194 code for a protein of 397 amino acids. Gene Ontology annotation, molecular function: G protein-coupled ATP receptor activity; G protein-coupled ADP receptor activity; A1 adenosine receptor binding. The transcript has 2 exons. Gene Ontology annotation, biological process: phospholipase C-activating G protein-coupled receptor signaling pathway. Gene Ontology annotation, cellular component: plasma membrane.
AUGGGGAACCGCCAAACGCAGCCCCUAGAGCUCAUCUACUGCGAGCUCAGUGCCCCAGGACAGGAGCGCAUGCUGCUGGUGCAGAUGUACCUGCUGCCCACCUUCUUCCUGGUGGUCCUGGUGCUCGGGCUCCCCCUCAACCUGCUCUCCCUCUGGGUCUUCUCCCGGCGCCUCAAGCGCUGGACGCGCGGCACCCUCUUCCUCUUCAACCUGGCGCUGGCCGACGCCUCCUGGCUCCUGGCGCUGCCCUUCCUCGUCCAGUACCACCUGGACUCCGUGAACUGGACGCUGGGCCGGCCGCUGUGUACGGCCGUGCGCCUGCUCUACCACAGCUACUUCUACCUGAGCAUCUUCUUCGUGACCUGCGUGAGCGUGGAGCGCUACGUGGCCAUCGUGCACCCGCUGCGUGCCGUCGCCCUGCUGGGUCGGCGCCAGGCCUGCGUGCUCUGCGUGGCCAUCUGGGCGGCGACCCUGGCUUUCAGCAGCCCCGUGGCCCAGAUGACGGAGCUGCAGCGCUGCCCCGCCGCCAACCACACCAACCGCACCAUCUGCACCCUCUACGUGAUGCUCGAGGACCCCCGGGAGAGCCUGCCGUUUUCCCUGUGCUGGUCCUUCGCGGGCUUCCUGCUGCCGCUGGCCGCCAUCGCCUAUUGCUGCGUGCGCAGCGUGCUGGAGGUGCGACGGCGCCGCGGCCUCUGCAACGGCAGGGGGCGCCACCUGACCAGGCUUCUGAGCGCCGCACUCGUGCUCUUCGCCCUGCUCUACCUGCCCUACCACCUGACCCGCAACGCCGCCGUUGCCGUGCGGGCCUUGUACCCCCGGAACCCAGAGGCGUGGCAGCCCGCCAGCCUGGCCUUUGCCCUCGAGAUGUGCGUGUGCAGCCUGAACUCGUGCGUGAACCCGCUCUUCAGCUGCUUCGUGGGCCGGCGCUUCCGCCGCGAGUUCUGGGGCGCCUUCGCCAGGCUCUGCCGCUGUGCCUCCAAGCUGAGCUCUUCGGAGACGUUGCGCGAUGGGACUCGGGAGGCGGAAGACCGGGCGCCUGCCGCGGUCUGCGCGACGACCGCAGUCUGGGCCGAGAGCGGCGAGGGCGGCGGUGCGCCGGCACAAAUGCGUCCGGGGGAGGGAGCGUGCAGCAGGUUGCCUGACGGGGCCCUCGCUCAUAGCCGGCCCGGCGUGACUCAUCGUAACUGUUAA